Hordeum vulgare subsp. vulgare (domesticated barley) is the source of this 1987-nucleotide messenger RNA. RefSeq lists its product as uncharacterized. NCBI's taxonomy places the organism in Eukaryota, Viridiplantae, Streptophyta, Magnoliopsida, Poales, Poaceae. Bases 295 to 1752 code for a protein of 485 amino acids. The record is from RefSeq and is a predicted model, not a curated record. The transcript has a single exon.
AGUUCGCUCGCUCCCCACUCCACUCACACCCACACUCACCGAGCAGCGGUGGUGGUGUAGUUCGCUCCCCACUCACUCACAAUCACACUCACACUCACACACUCUCCACCGCAACACGGCCACGGCUCACAGCUUUCCUCUCCUCUUCGGCCCUUUUCGCCUCCAAUUUCCCUACAUAUAAAUCAAGCCGAAAAUACCUUAACCCUCCCUCACUCUUCCCGUUCCCGAUCUAGCCAGCUCUUCCGCGGCUGCCGUGUCUCGCUCCCCCAAAAGCCCCGGCCAGAUCUGCCAAACAUGGCGGCUCGGUCGCCGCCGAGGCCGGUGCUGCUGCUCCUGCUCCUCGCCCUCCUCUGCUGCCACAUUGCGCUCUGCUCCUCCGCCGCGCCGGCCGCCAAGCCCAAGCCCAAGCUCUCCGCCGGUCGCAAGGAGCUCGUGUCCACCGAUGACGACGAGCCGGUCCCGCCGCCCAAGACCGCAGCGGCGGCCAGCGUCAAGAAGAAGGUCUCCUCCUCUGGCGCCAAGAAUCAGACCAAGGUCUUGAAAGGCAAGAAAUCGGAGGAGUCCACCACGGCGACGACCAAGGUCACCACCAAGAAGGCGACCACUAAAGCGGAGUCCACCACGACCAAGAAGGCGACCACUAAAGCGGAGUCCACCACGACCAAGAAGCCGACCAGUAAAGCGGGCGGCGAUGCGGCCAAGCCCAAGGUCCCGAAGCUGGACAAGGCGGCGGCCACCGCCAAGCCCAAGAGCGCCGAUUCUGCCAAGUCCACCAAGGCGGGCGCUGCCAAGCCGGUGAAAUCUGAGGGCGGAGCUCCCAAGGCCAAGAAGCCGUCCAAUUCGACGGCGAGUUCGACCAAGUCGAGCAAGAAAGCGCAGGUUGCCGCCGACGGAAAGGUGGAUUCGACUAAGAAAGCGAAGGUCGUUGCCGCCGACGGGAAGGUGAAGGCGAAUUCGACCGUGGCCAGCAAGGAGGUGACCGGGGUGGAGGAGGACGUGGUGUUCGCGGAGGAGGCGGAGGGGACGGAGGACCUCAUGUCGGAGUUCCGGGGCCUCCCGGCGCGGCUGCAUCAGACGCUCAUGCCGGACCUGGCUCGGCUGUCGUACACGUCCAAGGCGUACCUUUCGGCCGCCAAUGCCGGGAUCGCUGGCGGUGUGCGGCCGGUCCUGGGUGGCCGGUGGGGGGCGGCGGCGGCCUCCGCGGCGUCGGUGGCCCUGCUGCUGCUUCCCCUGUGCAUGCUCACCGCGCUGGUGCGGCGCAUGGGCCCGUACCUGCCGCUCCUCCACCGUGCCCUGCUGCUCUCGCAGGCGUACCUCGCCAUCUACUUCGGCACGCUCGCGCUCGCGGCCGCCGCGACCGGGCUGGAGCCGCUCCGCUUCUUCCACGCCGCUUCGCCCGCGGCCUACGCCUGGACGCAGGCCGCGCAGUCGCUCGGCUUCAUGGGCUACCUCGUGCUCCAGAUGGUGGACCUCGUCGCCAUCUUCUCCGGGGCCGCCUCGCCGGAGGAGGAGGAGGGCGGAGCGGACGCCACCAAGGCGCUCGGCCUGGCGCAGAUGGUGGUGGGGCUGGCGGUCGGCCUCCACUACUACGCCGCGGUGUUCCACCGCGCCGCCGCCGGCGAGGCCCCGCGCGCGAACUGGCGCGUGUACGCAGUGUAUGCCGCGUGCUUCGUCAUCAUCUGCGCGUGCGCGCGAGCGGAGAAGAGGAAGAAGGCCUACCUCGCCGGCGCCGAGGAGUGGAAGAAGAGCUGAGGGAUUGAUGUUUUUUAGGGGCUUAUGUGCAAACAUUAAAAUAUAGUGAAAGCCAAAGGGCUUGGGUAUAAGAUGGGAUUAGGGGGGAAAUUGGAAGAUCAAGGAGAAGACGAGGAAAAGCAAAACUAUUCUUGUUCGUUUUUCCCUUUCUCAUUUUGAAUUGGUUUGAGUACAGAUGGGGUGUAAUGUCACUGUGGACCAAAUUAGUCAAACUAUUUAGAGUGAUGAUUAUUGA